Molecule: messenger RNA, 521 nt
Organism: Cuscuta epithymum
Lineage: Eukaryota; Viridiplantae; Streptophyta; Magnoliopsida; Solanales; Convolvulaceae
Source: the annotation of a GenBank genome assembly
GAAAAAUAUAGAAGGAUUUCCGAAAUUUCUACUAAUGAUCGUCAGAAACAGAAGCAGCUAAAUUUAUAAAGCAUGGAGAAGGACGAGAAGGUGGUGAAAGAAGAUGGAGAAGUAAAUAAGCAGCGAGAGAAGGUCUGCAAGAGAUGCAAGGUCACGUUCACUCCCGACUCCAAUGCGUCUUCUUCCUGCCGAUUUCAUCCCGCAUUUUUCGUCUGUCGCCGUCACGAUGAUCAGAAGAGGUACUAUGAGUUAGGACCAGAUGACCCUCCUUAUGCUGCCAAGUUUUAUGACUGCUGUGGUGCUGAAAAUCCUGAGGCAACUGGGUGUAAAGUAGACUUCCAUAGUUCAUAUGAUGAUGACAUACAUGGAGCUUCAUAAUCUAUGUACUUUCUUCAGUCUUCACUGCAAGUUAGAAUGAUAUGCAAGUAAAUCAGUUCUUUUUAUGUGCAACUUGUUUGUAAUGUUUAAGGAGAAAAUGUGUAAACAGUAGGUCUGAUAUGUGAUAUUCCUAUUAAGAUUAC